GAAGUUACGGGGUGGAAAAUGAAAGUGUUCCCGUGUUUACAGUCGGUUUACCUCCAUGGAUUAUCAAGCCUCUCUGACCCCAAUCUGCCUGUAACUCAAUUCCUCCAAAUUGCAUGGCCUCUGUAAUCUCAUUAAUCUGGGCACAUGGGGUUCAUAUAAGAGGGACGCUUGAGUCCCGGGCAGCAGAUCUCUCGCUCGCUCUCAAGGACUUCAUUCGCUUUCUAGCUUCGUCUGUCUCCUUUCUCUGUCUUGAUCCGUAACCAGUGAACCGAAUAUGAACGGAACGGAAGGUCCGAACUUCUACGUGCCGAUGUCCAACAGGACCGGUUUGGUCCGCAGCCCGUUUGAGGAGCCGCAGUAUUACCUAGCGGAGCCGUGGAAGUACUCGCUUCUGGCCGCGUAUAUGCUCUUCCUCAUCGCCACUUCAUUCCCCGUAAACUUCCUCACGCUCUACGUCACGGUGCAGCACAAGAAGCUCCGCACGCCCCUCAACUUCAUCCUGCUCAACCUGGCCGUGGCCGACCUGUUCAUGGUGGUGGGCGGCUUCACCGUCACGCUCUACACGGCCCUGCACGGAUACUUCGUCCUGGGGGUCACGGGCUGCUACAUCGAGGGCUUCUUCGCCACGCUGGGCGGUGAGAUUGCGCUGUGGUCUCUGGUGGUCUUGGCUAUUGAGCGCUACAUUGUCGUGUGUAAACCGAUGAGCACGUUUCGUUUUGGUGAGAAGCACGCCAUCAUGGGAGUGGGCUUCACCUGGGUCAUGGCCCUCACCUGCGCCGUGCCGCCCCUACUGGGCUGGUCCAGAUAUAUUCCCGAGGGGAUGCAGUGCUCUUGUGGAAUAGAUUACUACACUCCCAAACCGGAAAUCAACAACACCUCGUUUGUCAUCUACAUGUUCAUCCUGCAUUUCUUUAUCCCACUGCUGAUCAUCUUCUUCUGCUACAGUCGUCUGCUCUGCACUGUCCGCGCGGCUGCUGCUCAACAGCAGGAAUCAGAGACGACCCAGCGUGCCGAGCGGGAAGUGACGCGUAUGGUGAUCGUCAUGGUGAUUGCGUUCCUAGUGUGCUGGGUGCCGUAUGCCAGUGUGGCCUGGUACAUCUUUGCUAACCAGGGGACUGAAUUUGGUCCUGUCGCCAUGACGAUACCAGCUUUCUUUGCCAAGAGUGCAGCGCUCUACAACCCGGUCAUCUACAUCAUACUCAACAGACAGUUCCGGAACUGCAUGCUCACGACGGUCUGCUGUGGGAAGAACCCAUUCGGGGAGGAGGAGACCAGUAUGAUGACCAGUAAGACUCAGUCCUCGGUGGUCUCGUCCGCUCAAGUGGCUCCCGCCUGAACCUCCCAGCGGUUCCGAACCGGACCGGUCCGGCACGCAGACUCCUACAGGCCCAACAGCGCUCCUCAAAUCUCAAAUCUACUUCCAUCGCUACGUCGUCUUAUUCUGUCCAGUCAGAUCUCUAUAA
Molecule: messenger RNA, 1463 nt
Organism: Rhinichthys klamathensis goyatoka
Lineage: Eukaryota; Metazoa; Chordata; Actinopteri; Cypriniformes; Leuciscidae
Gene: exorh
Product: extra-ocular rhodopsin
Exons: 5
Coding region: 275-1336 (353 amino acids)
Biological process (GO): visual perception; G protein-coupled receptor signaling pathway; phototransduction
Cellular component (GO): photoreceptor outer segment; membrane
Molecular function (GO): G protein-coupled receptor activity
Source: RefSeq, a predicted model, not a curated record